AAAACAAGGUGAGCAGCUACCUCUCUAACAAUCAAUCCAAUUAUCCGAAUCAAUUCCGGCGGUUUGCAUUUACUUUUAAAUCCAACAAGCCGCAUGUAGAUGAGUGCUUAUCGGCAAACCACUUCAAUCAACUGGCCACCAGCGGCAAGCACUAGAAACGUUCAGUUGGUGAUUGGACCCAUACCGAACCGGAACGAACGCGGCAAGACGCGCACGCUGCAACCCGCCCACGGUCGUAAGCUACUGUCCGCGGUACCGUACAGCCCGGCCAGUAACGGUGGGCUGCCUAUUAUUACUUUGAGACACCGGUACGCAGAAAACCGUCAAAACGAUUUAUCUUCGGCCGUACAAGGACAUCUUCCCGGGCGGUGGCCAUAACCAGCUAUCCUCGCUAUAUCCGCAACCCGUGAUGGAGCGCAGCGGAGGCGGUGGAGGCAGCGGUGGUGGUGGCGGUUCCGGAGGUCCAACCCCCAGUAGCCUAGACACGAUGAACGACUCGUCCGGCCUGUGUCUGCAGGAUCUGGUCGGUGUGAAUGGUGGCACCGGCGGUGGUGGAAGUGCCGGUGGGACCGGCGGUGGAGGCGGUUCGAACAAUACGCUAGCGGAUCACCUGCACGGUAGUGGGGCGCAUCACGGUACCCACACGCAUCACAGCCUGCACGACGGGCUGGUGAGUGGUGGCGUUAGCGUAUCGUCCGCCAUUACCAGCCUGAUGUCACCGGGCGGCAUCAACAGUGGUGGGCUUGGACACCUGCAUCACGGAGCACCUGAUCUGUCGGCGCACCAUCAUCACCAUCACCACCACCAUCAGCAUCACCAUUCGUCGGCGUUGCACGAACCGCUCGAGAAAUUGAAACUUUGGGCAGAAACUGGAGAUUUUCGGGAAAACAGUCACACCGGAAUGACGUCCGUUAGCAGUAUUGACCACGCACAGAUGGGCUUUCCAGCGUCUUCACCUCGCAAUAGAAGCUCUCGGGAUCGAAAAAAUGAUGUAUCCCGAUGUAUCAACGAAGCGUCGGUAAAGACGGAAAAUCUGAGUAGCGGAAUGUCGCACGAGGACGGUACCGGUACGGUCGCGCCCGGUACCACGAUCCAGCAGGACGGUACCGACGGUACCAAGAACGAUAAGAAAAACAAACGCCAGCGACGCCAGCGGACACACUUCACCUCACAGCAGCUGCACGAGCUCGAGCAGACGUUCAGCCGCAACCGCUACCCGGACAUGUCCACCCGGGAAGAGAUCGCGAUGUGGACCAACCUGACCGAGGCACGCGUCCGGGUAUGGUUCAAAAACCGGCGAGCUAAAUGGCGCAAGCGGGAACGGAACCAGAUGAACGCGAUUGCCGCGGCCGACUUCAAGAACGGCUUCGGGCCCCAGUUUGUGCAACCGUUCGCCGACACCGACACGCUGUACUCGUCCUACACGUACAACAACUGGGCGAAGGUGCCGUCCCCGCUCGGUGCCAAAACGUUCCCGUGGACGGUGAACCCGCUCGGUACAUCGAUCGUGUCGACCAACCAUCACCAGAACUCGAUCAACUGCUUCAACACGUCCGCAUCGUCGGUGGCGGCUGGUAUGGCCGGCACCGGCACGAUGCUGCCGGCGAGCAUGGGUACCGGGCUGACCGGUACAUCCGGUGCGACCGGCGUAUCGCCGACACCGUGCCCCUACACGACACCUACCAAUCCGUACAUGUAUCAUCAUCGCGCCGCGGCCGAACCGUGCACCGCCAUGAGCUCCAGCAUCGCGACGCUCCGGUUGAAGGCGAAGCAGCACACGUCCGGUUUCUCUAGUCCCUAUUCCGCGUCGUCGCCCGUGUCCCGCUCGAACUCGGCCGGCCUGUCCGCCUGCCAGUACGCGGGCGUCACGGAUACGGUCUGAAACGCGGCCAGCGCGAACAACAACCCGUUCGGCACACUACUCCUGUUUGUGUCGCAACCGUCACCAAUGCCACCACCGUCGCCCCCGCUAUCCCUGACGGCGGUAACACCGCAGGCAGCCACCGACGGUUCAGGUGAUAGCUCCCCAAUCGCGCA
Messenger RNA from Anopheles maculipalpis, 2037 nucleotides. RefSeq names its product pituitary homeobox homolog Ptx1 (gene Ptx1). Gene Ontology annotation, molecular function: RNA polymerase II cis-regulatory region sequence-specific DNA binding; DNA-binding transcription factor activity, RNA polymerase II-specific. The coding region runs from base 410 to 1882 and encodes 490 amino acids. NCBI's taxonomy places the organism in Eukaryota, Metazoa, Arthropoda, Insecta, Diptera, Culicidae. The record is from RefSeq and is a predicted model, not a curated record. Gene Ontology annotation, biological process: regulation of transcription by RNA polymerase II; anatomical structure morphogenesis. The transcript has 5 exons. Gene Ontology annotation, cellular component: nucleus.